Molecule: messenger RNA, 926 nt
Organism: Striga hermonthica
Lineage: Eukaryota; Viridiplantae; Streptophyta; Magnoliopsida; Lamiales; Orobanchaceae
Source: the annotation of a GenBank genome assembly
GAGAGGUUCUGAAAGAAAUAAUCUAGAUGAGGAUGUAGUUCGUAGUUUACAAGAGAUGCUCGAUCAUUACAAUGUGUUGGUCAAGUCGUUUAGAAUAGCUCGGGAGACGGUGAACCAGCACCAGCAAAUCGAAGUUAAGAUGCGUCUUAUCGGUAGAAGGAACAAGGAUGGUCGACGUUAUAAUUUACCCUCGACUUCGGAAGUUGCCGCCUUAGUUGUUGGCGAUUUCGAUGGUGCUAUGGGGAGCAGGGAUAUUAUAGUAGAAAAUCAGAGCGGACGUUUGCAGCGGAUCAACGAGUUGAACGCUUCCUACUUGGCUCUCCAUUAUCCUGUUCUUUUUCCAUACGGCGGGGAUGGUUACAGGGAGGACAUUUCAUUCUCCCCCCUAAAACCAAUUACGAAGAGGUCGAGGAAAUUUAUCAGUCCGAACGAGUUCUUCAAAUAUCAGAUGCACGAUCGGGAUGCCGAAUUGUCGUCAAUUCUUUCGGCUCGGAGGUUGUAUCAGCAGUUUAUUGUGGACGCUUAUACAAUGGUGGAGGGAUCUAGGCUCAAAUACAUCCGUUUUAAUCAGGGAAACUUGAGAACUGAGUUGCAUAGCCGACUUUCAGACGCUGUGUUGCGCGGUGACACUAAUCCUGCUUCUCAGGGCAAACGGAUUAUACUUCCGUCAUCCUUUACGGGAGGCCCGAGAUAUAUGAUUCAGAACUAUCAGGAUGCAAUGGCAAUUUGUCGUUGGACCGGUUAUCCUGACAUUUUCAUAACCUUCACUUGCAAUCCGAAGUGGCCCGAAAUCAGUCGUUUUCUUGCUGAGAGGAACCUCAACCCAGAGGAUCGUACUGAUAUCAUUUGUCGGGUUUUUAAGGCUAAGUUGGAUGCAUUGAUGAGGGAUGUUCGACAUAACAAGAUGUUUGGAGAUGUAAAAGCAG